Molecule: messenger RNA, 1773 nt
Organism: Fonsecaea erecta
Lineage: Eukaryota; Fungi; Ascomycota; Eurotiomycetes; Chaetothyriales; Herpotrichiellaceae
Exons: 1
Coding region: 1-1773 (590 amino acids)
Biological process (GO): regulation of DNA-templated transcription
Molecular function (GO): sequence-specific DNA binding; DNA-binding transcription factor activity
Source: RefSeq, a predicted model, not a curated record
AUGAGUACCCUUUUUCAACCCGCUCUCAGAAAUCCUUUCGGCUCUCCUAUCGAACCUUCACCGAGACCUCGAUCAAUGGCUAUCCUACCUCAAAGCGCCACUAAUAAUCAUCCGUCGCCGAAGUCGAUCCAGGAGGACUCGAUCAUGACCUCUCCCGCUCCCCCGAACAUGGGACCUCCAGGGCCCGGAGCAGGAGGAAGUCCCGAGGUGGAACAAGGACCGGGCAGCAACCUCCCAAAUGGGUCUCGGGAACAGAUGUCUCUUGGUGCAAAUAAUAGUACCGCUGCAGGGGCCGUGGGAGCUUCUCAGGGACCCAAGGUGGUGCAAACAGCUUUCAUUCACAAGUUAUACAGUAUGCUGGAGGACAAGAGCAUCCAGCAUCUCAUUUCGUGGUCAAAUACCAACGAGAGCUUUGUCAUGUCCCCUUCCAACGAGUUUUCAAAAGUUCUGGCACAAUAUUUUAAACACACCAACAUCUCCUCCUUUGUUCGCCAGUUGAACAUGUAUGGAUUUCACAAGGUCAGCGAUGUUUUCCAUACCGGAUCUCCCGAAUCCGCGCUGUGGGAGUUCAAGCACGGAAACGGCAAUUUCAAGAAAGGUGAUCUGAUGGGCCUGCGGGAAAUCAAAAGGCGCGCUUCCCGCCACACUUUGAUACAUCGAGACUCCUUCUCGAAUGCCAAACCGGGCGUCUCUCAACCAGGCACGCCCGCUGAGGUCAUGCCGGACACGGACCAGCGUCUUGCAGGCCUCGAGCAAGCUUUCUACGACGUGCAUACAAGGUUACAAAGGACCGAAGACAGCUAUGCAUUGAUGAGCUCGAGGUGUCAAGCAUUGACCGAGGGACUCGUCCGAUGCCAUCAAUGGAUCCACAAUCUCACCAGCGCCGUCCAGACAAUCUCCUCCCCGGAAUCAGCAUUGUACGCGGAUAUCGCCGUCAUGCAAAAAGAGAUUGCGCGACAGCUUGAAUAUGUCCGCGCCCUGGAGGCUCCCCAAGAGUCUUUGCAAAAUGGCAGACAGUCAUUCUACCCCGGCGGUUCCACCUUAGAGCCGCCGCUUUCUCCACGGGGAUUCAAUUAUCCAGACAGCCGAAGAUCCUCCAUUCAGAUCGAGCCGCAGCAUGUUGGAUUACGUCCUCCUAUCCCGCCGAUACCCCCUCAGUUCGCUUCCUCCUCGCCGCGUCGCUUUGGGUCGAUCAGCAUCCCACAUGUAUCUCCCGGGUUUAGUCGUCCGGCUCUCCCGCAGCCGCCAGCCAGCGUGCAUCCGUUGGCCUCGGUGGCAACACCGCCACCCAUGAACUUGGCGAGGAGGCACACCUCAGCUGAUAUUCGAGAGCACGGGUGGCCACCUGCCAAUGGGAACGGCUCACCCUAUGCUUCGGGGCAGUCGUCAGUGCAGUGGCAGCCGUCUUCGCCACAGCAGCCACCUCAGGCUGCUGGAGACCAACAAAUCCGUGAUCAACUGGCUCAAUACGAGAUUAACGGCCCGAAGAGAACAGCUGCGACACACCAAACGAGCCAACCUACACCACCGCUCACCUCGAGCUCCGAGGCACCGCCCGCUGGCCUCGGGGUCGAGAACGUGCCGUGGCCGUUGGGAAAUAACAAAUUCCCGCGAACAAAUUUCGAGCUCCACUCCGCUCCAGCGACGCGGAGAGGAAGUAUGGCGACCUUGCAUUCGUUGCUGAACCCCGCUGAGACAGCGGAGCAAGAGAACGAGGAUGAAGGACCUGGCUAUGGCCGAGAUGACGACCGGAAACGGAAACGACUGACAUGA